AUUCUCUUCGGAAGCUUACAGAGAUGCAUUUAGUAACAAAGAUGUUCCUGACAGCAGACCAAUAACAUUGUAACAUAACUAUACAGUACAAAUUUCCCUUGAAAAAGAAACAUCGUCUCAGGCGAUUCAUGGUGUCGGCUAUGGCAGAAUGCGUGAGAGUGGUGGUUCGCUGCCGCCCCAUGAACAGAAGAGAACUAGACCUACGUUGUAAAAACGUAGUGUCUAUGGACAACUCUCAGGCCGAAUGCAAACUUAUUAACCCUGACGACAACUUCGCUCCACCAAAAACAUUUACCUUCGAUGGGGUGUACGACGUUAAUUCAACAACAGAAGAGUUAUACAAUGAAGCAGUCUAUCCUUUAGUAGAGGGUGUGCUGGAAGGCUAUAACAGCACAAUAUUUGCUUACGGUCAGACUGGAUGUGGAAAAAGUUUUACAAUGCAAGGUAUCUGCGAACCACCGUCGCAACGUGGGAUAAUUCCAAAAUCGUUUGAGCAUCUGUUUGAAGCAAUAUCUGUUUCCGAAGGAACCAAAUAUCUUGUACUGGCGUCAUUUUUGGAAAUUUAUAAUGAAGAGAUAAGAGACCUGUUGGGAAACGAAGUAAAACGGAAACUCGAAUUAAAAGAGCACUCAGAUAAGGGUCUUUACGUCCAAGAUCUGUCGUUGCAUCCGGUUCAGAGCGUUUCUGAGAGCGAGCAGCUGAUGGCGAGGGGCUGGAAGAACCGCGCCACGGGCGCAACGCUCAUGAACGCCGAUUCGUCGCGAUCGCAUUCCAUAUUUAGUAUCCAGUUGGAAAUGAUGCCAGUGAGUGCAUUGGAAUGUGACCUCCCUGUCAACAAAGUGCGGAAAGGAAAGUUAAAUCUGGUCGAUUUAGCUGGAAGUGAAAGACAAUCAAAAACAGGGGCUGCUGGAGACCGACUUAAAGAAGCAAUCAAAAUUAAUCUCUCGCUAACAGCUCUUGGUCAUGUGAUAUCAGCAUUAGUCGAUGGAAAGUCAACGCAUAUUCCGUACCGGGACUCCAAGCUUACGAGAUUACUCCAAGAUUCCUUAGGAGGCAACACGAAAACUCUUAUGGUAGGUUGCAUAUCUCCUGCUGAUAACAACUACGACGAAACACUGAGCACAUUACGGUACGUGAACAGAGCAAAAAAUAUAAAAAAUAAACCACGCAUAAAUGAGGAUCCCAAGGACACACUACUGCGAGAGUAUCAAGAGGAAAUACGGAAACUGAAGCAAAUGCUGGAAUCAACAUCAGUCUCGGACAAAGGCAGCCUUGUGGAACAGGAGAGAGAGAAGCUGAGGCUGGAGUACGAGAAGCAGAUGGAAGAGAUGAGGAGGGAAUACGAGGCAGAGCACGUGAAUAACUGCAAGCUGCAGGCAGACAUGCACGCCCUCAAGAAGCAUUACGAGCAGCAGCUGGACAAGAUCAACCGACAAGAGAAGUACGAUGCAGCCUUUCCAUCAAAUGGAGUCUCAGAUGAGAGUGGAAAACUGGAAGCCUCAAUCGGGACUAAAAUGAAGCUGAAUGCAGCACACCAGGAAGUUCUUCAAAGGUUAGAAAGGCUGCAGAAGAGCAUGAUAGGCGGUGAGUGCGCCAACGACGAGGAACUGAAGGAGAAGCGGCUGCGGAAGAAGCGCGCGUCUGAGCGUCGCCUCAGAGCCCUCGCACAGGUCCUGUCCAAGGUCAGCGACGACGACGGGCUCAUGCUCAAGGUUUAUGAUGAUAUAGACCAAGAGCUCCGUACAAAAACAGAAUUGCUGAAGAAGUACAAAAUGAAGAUAAGAGAGUUGGAAUGUGAGAACUCCGACCUGCAAGGCGAAUUUCAAAAAGAAAGAACUGACUAUCUUGAAACAAUAAGGAAACUUAGCCGCGAAUUGAAACUGUAUCAGCAAAUAACCGAGAAAAUAGUGCCAACAUUAAGAAAGGAGUGCAACUAUAGUGAUUUGGAAGCAAUAAAAAAGGAAGCAUCGUGGAAUGAAGACACGGAGCAAUGGAAGUUACCUGACCUCGUCAUCACGCGGACCAGACUGCCUCCAACAGGUCUGCAGCCGAACGGCAUCAGCCUGCGGACGUCGUCGGCGGCGUGGUCGCCCAGCGGCUCGUCCAGAGGCAGCUCCACGGCCAACGAGUCCAGCCACUCCACGUCGCCUCCCAUCCUCACCAGGUCGCCUGAGUUCGUCGAGCCGGACAACAAGGUUGUCUUGCAGAGGUUCCAUCGAAGUGACGAACAGAGUAUUGUAACCGACUAUUUCAAGCCAAAGAGAGCUGCAGAGCGUCUGAACAGAGUGAAAGAAGAGGCGAGCCACGCGUUCAAUACGUGGAGAGGUUACAAAAAUAAACGCAAAGCUAACCAGGCAAGUGAGGUGAAUGGCAUUUCAAACUUGAAUCUCAGCAAAAGUUGUUUGCAUUCUUCGGGAGCCAUCCAAGAGGAAUAGUAAAUUUAUCAGUGCAGGAGCAGCUUCGACUGGAGCCACUGGACACAGACUACAAGAAAAAGAAGAGGAAGAAAAG
Molecule: messenger RNA, 2511 nt
Organism: Schistocerca piceifrons (Central American locust)
Lineage: Eukaryota; Metazoa; Arthropoda; Insecta; Orthoptera; Acrididae
Gene: Kif3C
Product: osmotic avoidance abnormal protein 3
Exons: 18
Coding region: 129-2435 (768 amino acids)
Biological process (GO): microtubule-based movement
Molecular function (GO): microtubule motor activity; ATP binding; microtubule binding
Source: RefSeq, a predicted model, not a curated record